CACCUGCUAUUCCGACUGGCCCUGAGACCUUUCUGGUAAGUCCUGUAAUUCUUCUAUGAGUUUUCUUCCCUCAGGCUUACCUCAUUAUGUAAAUACUUAAAAUGUUUCAUUAAGAUGCAUGUAAGAUGCAUAAAUAAUUUUCUCUCAUUAAAACUGUACAUCUUGCUAAUGAAAGUGUAUUUUACUGUAUAUAGAAUCAUCUGAAGUAAUAGAAACGGCAACAUGCUUCACCACUUCUUAGUUCAUGCAGCUUUUCAGACCAGCAGGUGGCUUCCAAGAGAUCAAAGUCAGAUUGUUCUUUUCAUCUUUGCGGUGCUUUUCCUGGCACCACAGUUUUAUGUUUUGUCAAGGCCAAAAUCUUCUCGCUAUUGUGAAAAGCCACUGUUGAACAAUCUUAUAGCCUUCAUUGUGUUCUCUUUUAUAGCAACAGGUUUGGCUGUAGCGCUUACACUCACUGACCCAGUUCCCAAGAGCAUCAGAGUAGCUUUUCACUCAUUUGGGCUGUUCGCAUUUAUACAGGGACUUUGUACAGUCAUUCUUACCCUGUCUGCACCUCAGUGUGAAAAGACCACCACUGAAUUGUAUAUCUUUUCUUUGGUAGUCUCUUGGGCCUGCAUACUCUCAACAGCUUUCUUUCUUGUAAGAGGAGGUCUCUGCCUGAUUCAUAGACUGUUUCCUCAUUGGUUAAGAGAUACGUGCCUUUGGGAUUGAAAAUGAGCCACUGCUGCAGUAUGGCCUUCUACUGACAUUCAAUACAGCUGGCCUGACAGUUUUUUGUCAAGGGCCUGAGCACUAUAAAGGUUGUGACCAAAUGGCUUCUCCAAUACCACCCUCAACCAUGCUUCGGAUGGGGGGCGGCAGGUGUUGUUGAUCUUCUCUGCAAUGUCUGCAUA
This is a messenger RNA of Cyprinus carpio (common carp), 893 nucleotides long. RefSeq lists its product as uncharacterized. Bases 223 to 711 code for a protein of 162 amino acids. The transcript is spliced from 7 exons. The record is from RefSeq and is a predicted model, not a curated record. Lineage: Eukaryota; Metazoa; Chordata; Actinopteri; Cypriniformes; Cyprinidae.